Molecule: messenger RNA, 1876 nt
Organism: Mytilinidion resinicola
Lineage: Eukaryota; Fungi; Ascomycota; Dothideomycetes; Mytilinidiales; Mytilinidiaceae
Product: WSC domain-containing protein
Exons: 2
Coding region: 16-1518 (500 amino acids)
Source: RefSeq, a predicted model, not a curated record
CCCCAUAUCAUCAUCAUGCUUCUCAAGUCUCAUAUCCUUCUCCCCCUCAUCUCUACACUCCUCACCCCCGCUAGCAGCACCUUCGUUGUGCAAUGCUUCUCGCGCCUCUUUGAUGAGCGUGCCGACCCCAUUGUGAACCCGGGCGUUGUUGCUGGACACGUUCAUGCUAUCGUUGGUGGCAAUGGUUUCAACUUCAGCAUGGACUACGACAAGGCCCGCGCCUCCACCUGCUCAACCUGCUACAUUAAGGAGGACCUGAGCAACUACUGGACCCCCAAGAUGUACUACCAUGCCAAGAAUGGUAGCUUCAUCCCUGUACCCAUCAAUGGUGACAACCAGUACGGGGACAUGGGGGGGAUGGCUAUCUACUAUCUAAACCGCAAAGGUCCUGACAACGACAAGCUUCACCCCUUCCCGAAGGGAUUCCGCAUGCUCGCCGGCGACACCCUUCGCCGCGCCUCAUCGACCGACUUCGCAGACAUGGCCGUGCAGCACCAAUGCAACGUCGCGGGCGGGCCCUUCGUCGACCAGGCCCUGCCCAAGCGCAAGUGCGACAGCAUCCGCACGCAGAUCGUCAUGCCCUCCUGCUGGGACGGCAAGAACCUCGACUCGGCCGACCACAAGUCCCAUAUGUCCUACCCGACCAAGUCCCCCAACAGCAACUACGACGGCGGACGCUGCCCCAGUACCCACCCCGUGCACAUGAUGACGCUGUUUUACGAAGUCACGUACAACACGAACGCCUUCGCCAACGACUGGUACUCGGACACGCAGCCCUUUGUCUUCUCCAACGGCGACGAGACGGGUUACGGCUUCCACGGCGACUUCGUCAACGGCUGGGACAUCCCCACCCUGCAGAAGGGCAUCGACACGUGCGUCGACGGCGUCACCGACUGCGAGGACAAGGUCUUCACCAAGCGCACCCAGGGCGAGACGCAAUCCUGCAAGCUCCCCAACAUGAUCGCCGAGCCCGUCUCAGGUAUCCUCGAGAAGCUGCCCGGCUGCAACCCCCUCACCUCGGGGCCCGCCUACGCCACCAAAGUCGAGAACUGCCCUGCCGCUAAAAUCGCAAAGGUCUCCGACGCCUCCCUCGGCGUCCCGGAUCUCACCAAGUCCAAGGGCUGGAAGUACAUCGGCUGCGGCACCGACAACGCCGGCAGCCGCACGCUCAACGGGCCCCAGACCUCCGGGCCUAAGAUGACCGUCGAGACAUGCGUCGAUUUCUGCAAGGGCAAGGGUACGAAGUACGCGGGCCUCGAGUAUUCGGGCGAGUGCUAUUGCGGGAACAGCAUUGCGGCUGACCGCGCGCCCCAGACGGGCGUGUCGGGGAACUGCCUCAUGAAGUGCAACGGCAACGCGGGCGAAAUCUGCGGUGGUGCUGCUGCGAUAAGCCUGUACCAGACGUGCGCGGGCGGCGCGUGCUCGAAUGCUGUGAAGAAGCGGAGUCAGCGUCUUGCGGCGGUCCAUGCGCAUCAUGCGAGGAGGUUGGUGGGGAGGCUGAUUGAGGCUGCGUCGUAGAUGCUCUCGAUAUCCUUCUCGCAUCGCGCAGGUAUCUUCACUUUCGGGAUCAGGUGUUUCGUUGGUGCGUGUGCGUGGAGGAACCGAUUACAUUCGCUUUGACAGUGUGUGCUGGCCUUGCUUCCUUCUUCUCCUUCUAUUUUGUAAAUACCCACUUUUGCAGCAGGACUGGCUACGCCUGUCUUUUUCUUCUUCGUCGCUCGCUCAUUCUUAUUGGAGAAAGGUGUAUAGAGGGGUUAUCAAAACGGGGCACAGGAUCUGGACUGGGGGUUUUGGAGCUUUUGGUGUAUGAGUAUGAUCAUGAAAUGGAGUAGGAAAACUUGAAACUUGGAUAGAAAUGAAUUGGAUGACUAUGGGA